AUGAUUACAAGGAGUCGAACGAUAGCGGCAACAACAAGCGCACGCCCACCACCCCCGCCCGCCUCGUCCACUUCCUCGUCCACAUCGUCGUCAGGCGACGAGUUCGCAACGGCGCCUGACACAGACGGGUCCAGUGAGGAGAGCGGGCCGCCGCCGCCGCCGCCACGACCACCUGCGCGACGAGGGCGGCCACCGCUGCCGGCACGCUUGGGGCCUGCGGGACAUCCUGCCCCGCCCACGGCUCCCGCUACCGGUGGUAUAGUGCGACGCAUGAAAUGGACUCGAAACAUGAACGAGAAUGUCAUGCGCGCCUAUUAUGGGGCUACAGAGGGGGGAACACAGCUGUCCGCCUAUCGUUCGAGAAUACUGCCUCUGUUUCAGGCUCUUGAACCUACCAUCACCGUGUCGGAGCAGCGAUUAUCGGACCAGGUGCGCGUCAUUCAGCGGCUAAAGCGCUUGGAUGACGCGACACUUGAUCGGCUUCGCCAGGAGGCUCUCUCUGCUCGCGCGGACCCCACCUCGGUGCGAGAUCUGCCCGCCACGUCGCCGGAUCCGGUGCCCGCACCCGACCUGGCACCGGGGGCGCCACGGGUUGAUUUCAGUACCGACGAGGGGGACUUCGCGAGUCAGAAUGUGAGUACAAGUGCUAAUGAGCAACUGAGGAGGACUUUGGAAGAGGCGAUUACGCAGUAUCGCGCCACAACAACCUCUAGGCCCCGAUUACCACGUUUGCCUAUGAAUAGACGCAAUCUAGCGCUAAUGGGAGCCCUAAACGCUUUACUAGAGCCAUAUUUACGGAGUAGUAAAGAUUUAGAUGAUACGCACUCGAUCAUGUACUGCGGAGCCAUCGCGGCGUGCCGUGUUGCUCGCAUCAAGUUUCCGGACGCUGAACGUGCACCUAGGACCGCCGGAGGUGUCCCUGCAUGGCAAGCUCGGAUCGAGCGACGUGUCAGCUCGUUUAGGACUCUCAUCGCAAAGCUGAUCUGCUUCAGGGGGGGCAACAAUCGCCCCCGAGUAAUGCGCUUUGUGAACCAGGCGUUCGCGGGGACGGAUAUCAGGCCCCGCGACUACAUGGCCAAUGUCACAGAGCGCAUCCACUUUCUAAAGCAGAAAGUUUAUGCAUGGGCAAACCGUAUUCGCCGCUACAGAGAGCGUGUGGAUUGA
Molecule: messenger RNA, 1164 nt
Organism: Cydia fagiglandana
Lineage: Eukaryota; Metazoa; Arthropoda; Insecta; Lepidoptera; Tortricidae
Exons: 1
Coding region: 1-1164 (387 amino acids)
Source: RefSeq, a predicted model, not a curated record